Rhinichthys klamathensis goyatoka is the source of this 3460-nucleotide messenger RNA. It is a transcript of the gene trpa1a, whose product is annotated as transient receptor potential cation channel, subfamily A, member 1a. Gene Ontology annotation, biological process: transmembrane transport; monoatomic ion transport. Gene Ontology annotation, cellular component: membrane. The transcript has 27 exons. Gene Ontology annotation, molecular function: monoatomic ion channel activity; protein binding. Bases 1 to 3366 code for a protein of 1121 amino acids. The record is from RefSeq and is a predicted model, not a curated record. Lineage: Eukaryota; Metazoa; Chordata; Actinopteri; Cypriniformes; Leuciscidae.
AUGACUAAAAAAUGUGCUGAAAUGACACACAUCUCCAAAACAGAGUCAAAAUCUAGACAGCAGUCAUUUGACAGUGUCAUGGAUGGGGACGAGAGCAACCAGAUAUCUGCAAAUGUGUUUGAGUGGGCUAAGCAAGGAAACGCAGUGGCUCUGGAGAAGCACUCCAAGUACUUGGACAUACGCGAUCACAUCGGUGCCAGCCCACUGCACUACGCCUCAUCCAAGGGAUAUUUUCGCAUCAUCAGACAUAUUGCGCAGGUCAUUGGACAACAAGAGCUCAAUGCCAGGGAUGAGGAGGGGAAUACACCUCUUCACUGGGCCGUGCAGAAGGACCAGCCAGGGAUCUGCUCUGUGCUGCUGACUCUGGGAGCAGAUCCUAACAUCCUAAAUAACAGCCAGCAGUCGCCGCUACAUACGGCAGUCAGCCUGGGCAAAAAUCUGGUGGUAGAGCAACUUGUCUCACAUAAACAAACUGAUGUGAACCUGGAAGGGGACAUGGGAAACACCCCUGUCAUUUUAGCUGCUUCUUUGGAUAACCAUGAGGCUCUGGUUAUAUUGUACAAACAUGGUGCAAAGUUCUGUCAUCAGAACAAACUUGGACUUUUUCCAAUUCAUGCUGCUGCUUUUUCUGGAGCUAAGAAAUCCAUGGAGGUCAUUCUUCUGAAAGGAGAAGAAGGUGGUCUGUCCAUUGACAGCCAUAUAAACUAUGUGGAUAAAUCUUGCAGCAGUCCACUCCACCUGGCUGUACGUGGAGGGAAUCUCGACAUCAUUAAACUCUGCAUUACAUAUGGAGCAAAAAUUGAUCAGCAGCAGUGUGAUAAAUCCACUGCUCUCCACUUUGCAUGUAGUCAAGGUGCCAUUGAGGUUGUUAAAGUCAUGCUCUCGUCUUACCAUAAAGUGUGUGACCUUAUCAACAUCACCGAUGGGGCCAACCAGACACCUCUACAUAAAGCAGCGAUUUUUGAUCACUUUGAACUCUCCGAGUACCUUAUAUCACAGGGUGCUGACAUUGACUUUGUGGACUGCAAAGGCCAUUCUCCACUCCUUCUGGCAACAAGUUGUGGAGCAUGGAAAACUGUCAAUCUACUCCUCUCCCAUGGAGCUGAUCUGAAGAAAAAAGACACAUCUGGAUGCAACUUCCUGCAUCUGGCCAUCCUGCAGCCCAGGGGUCUGAAAAACCUGCCAACAGAGGUACUGCAGCACGAGAGUGUGAGAAAGCUCUUUAAUGAUGAGGAUAUUGAGGGCUGCACUCCUCUCCAUUACGCCUGUAGACUGGGAAUCCCAGAGUCUGUGAAGAACAUGCUGGGAUUAGAGGUCUCGCUGGACCAAAAGUGCAAACAGAAGAAAUCUGCACUUCAUUUUGCAGCCGAAUUUGGGAGGAUCAACACAUGCCACAGGAUUCUGGAGAUGGUGUCAGACACCAGACUGCUGAAUGAGGGCGAUGAGAAAGGACUGACACCUUUGCAUCUGGCGUCGCGUGGAGGUCACGUUAAAGUAGUUGAGCUUCUCCUACGCAAGGGGGCGCUGUUUCACAGUGACUAUAGAGGAUGGUCAUGCCUGCAUCAUGCUGCAUCUGAAGGAUACACACAGACCAUGGACACUUUGCUGACGUCAAACAUCAAACUUCUAAACAAAACCGAUGGAGAAGGAAACACCGCACUGCAUCUGGCUGCUAGAGCAGGUCAUGUGGCAGCAGUAAGACUUCUGUUAUACAGAGGGGCCAAGAUCGUCCUCAAUAAGAAUGAUGCUUCUUUCUUGCACGAGGCUGUACAUAAUGGGAGGAAGGAGCUCACUAACACUGUGAUUGAGAGUGACAGAUGUGAAGAGGCGAUGACAACGUACAAACCAAACUCAGCAAAACGCUGCAUUGUCAUGGACAUGAUUGAGUUUCUUCCAGAGUCCUUUAAACAUCUUCUAGACACUUGCAUAAGGGAAUCAGAGGAAGAUGUGAACAGCACCAAUUACUAUAUUGAGUACAACUUCCGGUGGCUUCAGCAUCCACUGCAAAAUCUUAAAAAAGCAGGCAUGAAAAAAGACACCACCUACAAACCUCUUAGUGCAUUAAAUGCUAUGGUGAAAUUUAAUCAUGUCAGCUUGCUGACCCACCCAGUCUGCAAGAAAUAUUUGGAGAUGAAAUGGAAUGCCUAUGGGAUCAAAGCACAUCUGCUCAAUAUGACUGUCUAUGCGCUGGGGGUGUUUCCUUUAACUUAUCUCAUUGUGAACCUGAAGCCCACAUUGGUCACUGCAAGAAAUGUCACAUCAGUCAACAUGGUCUGCACUUCCAUGUACAAGCAAUCAUAUGUAACAACAACAUGCAUGCUCUUGGUUCUUGUUAUGAACAUGUAUGCAGUUGGGAAAGAGAUCCUGCAAAUUUUUCAACAGCGGUUGAAUUAUUUGCGAGAUCCGUCAAACUACAUGGACUGGUCCGCUGCGAUCUGUGCUCUGCUGUUCGUGGUGCCGUUGCUGAUGAACGCCAAGAGUUCCUGGCACUGGCAGGCAGGAGCACUGGCAGCUCUGGCCUCCUGGAUAAAUCUCCUCCUCUAUCUCCAGCGGUUUGAACGGAUUGGUAUAUAUGUGGUCAUGUUUCGGGAGAUCUCACGGACACUGCUGAGCAUUAUAUUGUUGUUCUUCUACUUGAUAUUGGGAUUUGCUUUGUCCUUCUAUGCCUUGAUGAUCGAACAGCAACAUUUUGGAAGGAUGUUCCUGUCACUGCUGCAGACCUUUGUCAUGAUGGUUGGAGAAAUCAACUACCAGGACAAUUUCCUGAAACCCUACCUGCAAGGAGACCUUCCUUUCCCAAACUUGACAUUGGCCAUCUUUAUUUGGUUCGUCUUACUCGUGCCUAUUCUUCUCAUGAACCUUCUGAUCGGUUUGGCUGUUGGUGACAUAGCAGAGGUUCAGACAAACGCGUGUUUGAAGAGGAUUGCAAUGCAGAUUGAUCUUCACACUAAUCUGGAGGAGAGGCUUCCCUAUUGGUUUAUGAAGCGGGUGGACCAGGUCUCCAUCAGAGAAUUCCCAAAUAGAUGCUUCAGAGGAAAGAAAAGAUGGUUUUUCAGUGGGAAUGAGGUGAGGAAGUCCAGGACCCGUCUCAGUCCUACCAGCCACCAGUUAUCUCCACUGGAACGGGAGCUAACCAAACAGAAAUAUAGGCUGAAGGAGAUAUCAGAGACUAUGGAAAAGCAACACAACCUGCUAAAGCUCAUAGUGCAGAAGAUGGAGAUCAGCUCAGAGGCCGAAGAACAUGACGGACCCCCGGUCUUUCAGGAGCUGAAAGAGAAACUCCUCAGCAAGAGCAAAUGGGGUCCGUUGCUCAGGGCAGUGACCGCCAGAAAGAAGCGAGCCUGCAGUUUCAUAAAAACGUCAUGAACACAACAUUGUUUCAACGGAAUUGUUGUAUUUACUCAGAAACUGUGAUGACAUGGCUAAUAUUUCUCAGUAUGACUUUACGUUUGUACAACAA